CUCAAUGUUGGUCUGGCCAACUGGUAUGUAGCAGCAACAUCAACUGUCAUACUCAUGUCUUCUCCCUUUAACCCAAAAGCAAUAAACAAAGAAAUCUGAUGCCAUUUCUGGGCUAUCAAGCCAGAACAGACCAUGCCCAAUGAAAUGACUUCUCCAUUAGCUCACAGGUCUUCAGGACUUGUUAGGACACCAGGCAAUGCCCAAGGCUGCAUUGACAAUGCAAGUGAUGUGCCAAGCAUAGCCAUUGCACAGCUGGUCCAUGAGCUUGGGAGCAUGCUGCAAAGCCAUGCUCCAGACCCCCCAGCAAUGACUGGAGUGGAUAGAAUAGUGCAUGCAGAGGAUGAUGGUUUUAUGAAGCCAUGUUCACCUGCUUGUAGUAAUGUUUUGCUAGUCCUGAUGUCUGUCUUGUUAGACCAGAAUAGGUGGCCUGCCUGGAUGUGCAACGAGUCUGAAGUUAUUACUAAAAAUGAAGAUGAACCUAGCCCUAAGGUUUUGUGGUCAGAUCUUGUUGAGAAUGAUGAAGAAUUAAGGAAAGUCAUACUGCAGUGGUUUGGGAAUCCAGUGGUCAUGGACAAGAAUGACCAGCCUGAAAUUAUGAAACAUGGUCAAAGUGUUUCAGAUGCAAGCAUACUGAGAUUCACUGCAGAGGUGAAAGGAAAAUGGAAAGUGCCUGCCCACAGUGAAACUUCAGAAGAACAUCCUGUAGAUGUUAAUAUUCAACAUUCCAUCUUGGAACAAGAAGAACAAGAUGAGAAUACCAGAAACAUGAUCAUGAAGCUGAAGGAGGCCAGCCUGGUCAAGCAGCUCAAUAGUGCUGAGGCUUUGAUCUGUGAACAGCAAGCAAUCAUUGAAUCAUUCAAGCAUUGCAUGAAACAUGAGUCCAUAAAUCUGGGACCAUCAGGACUCAGCAUCAAGCAGAAGGAACGUGUGAACCGGACAGAUGAGAAUAUUGGCUCAACUGAACCAAAUAACACAAAUGCUACAAAGUACUAUUCUACCAGUAGCAUGAAACCUGUUAAAUGA
This is a messenger RNA of Pisolithus orientalis, 1023 nucleotides long. RefSeq lists its product as uncharacterized. The record is from RefSeq and is a predicted model, not a curated record. Bases 133 to 1023 code for a protein of 296 amino acids. The transcript is spliced from 2 exons. Lineage: Eukaryota; Fungi; Basidiomycota; Agaricomycetes; Boletales; Pisolithaceae.